Molecule: messenger RNA, 2556 nt
Organism: Vespa velutina
Lineage: Eukaryota; Metazoa; Arthropoda; Insecta; Hymenoptera; Vespidae
Product: F-box only protein 39-like
Exons: 7
Coding region: 73-1365 (430 amino acids)
Biological process (GO): SCF-dependent proteasomal ubiquitin-dependent protein catabolic process; positive regulation of protein ubiquitination
Cellular component (GO): SCF ubiquitin ligase complex
Molecular function (GO): protein binding
Source: RefSeq, a predicted model, not a curated record
GAAAAUACAAAGUUGCAAUGGUGGACGUUUUAGUUUAGAAGAGAUGAAGACGGGCCAAGCUGAAUCUGGGAGAUGUGGGAUCAGCUGCCGGAGCUGAUAUUAAUACAAAUAUUCAGUCAUCUUGAUCGUGGGGAUCGUGCCAGUAUUUCUCAAGUUUGUCGAUCAUGGAAUUUAGCGCUCUCUUCGCCUGUUCUAUGGCGUUCGGUCACAGUCCUAAUUGAUCGUGAUCUUAGAGGAAAUUUCCCUUUGGCGGGAGAAUUGGCUGUUAAAUAUGGACAACACAUGAGAAGUUUAGAACUUGCUUGGUCAAGAUCAUACAUUUUACCACGAGAAACACGAGCUGCUCGUAAUAUUCAGGCAGAAGCAGGCGCAGACUUUCUUGCGGUUGUACGAGCCAAGAAUGUACAAUUGAAAGAACUUAUAUUAACUAAUUGGGUUUUCAGUUAUAAAUGGGGAGAUAGGGGCAAACUUUUAUAUGCUCUUGCAAAUUUUCUCGGGUGCCAAUAUAAUCUUGAAACUUUGAGUUUACUAAAUGCUAAUUUUGGUGUAAGCGAUGUUUUGCGUCUGUUAGGAACUGCUGCAAGAGGAUGCAGUGAGAGAUUAGCAUCUUUGGAUCUUCGUGGUGCAUUUAGACAAUGGCAAACUCCUCAUAGUAAUCCUAGAUAUUUACGUCUAUUAGGUCGUCUUCAUGCAUUAACUCUAUUGAAACUGGAUUAUCCAGCAAUAUCGGAUCAUACUUUAAAUGCUUUGGCCAAUGGAGCUCCAAAAGUUCUUAAAACUUUGCACAUAUCCAUCCGUGAUUCUGAUUCUCGACAACAUACUGUUACUGAUAGUUCUUGGAACAAUCUAGCACGUGCUUGCCCAAACUUAACAGUCGCUUAUACAAUAGUAAAUAUUUCACAUUAUGAGGACAUGUGCUACCUGUUGCUUCCUAGUGUUCCACUUGCUAAAUUUCAAUUAUUCAGUGGAUAUGUUUGGGACCAAAGUAGAUCUCGUAAUUUUCGAGGCACCGUUGGACUACUCAUUUCUCAUUAUACAAACACCUUAGCUGAAGUGAUGUUGCAACUUAAGAAUAAUCGGGAGUUAUUAGAUGAUCUACUUGUUUCUAUGCUUGUUCAGUGUAAAAAUUUAAUUAGAUUGCAAUAUGAUGGAAUUAUGAGGAGCCUUGAUACUUUACGUGAUAUUUGUCAUUUACAAGUGGAACGCAAAACUUAUUUUCGUACGAUUCACAUAAAGCCACGUAUCGUUAAUAUCAGGAAUCGUGCGAUAUUGGACGAUGUAAACUAUCAGUAUGUUCAUAAGAUGCUCGAGCAAGAAGUUGACUUUCGUAUAGAAGAUCCAGCUUCAUUUUUUAUGUAUUAUUAAUCAUACGUUGUCUCUGUAACGAUCCCCGAUCUAUUUAUCCACAUCUCUCUCGAUUUCUAACGUUAGAAAAUAAAGUACAGCCAAAUACCAUCUCAAUUUAGAUAAUUUAAUGAUAAAAAGAAUUGCCUAAAAAAAAUUUUAAUACAAUUUAUACAAAGAUCAUUUUUAUAUCCAAUAUAUAAAAUUUAUAUAAUUCUUCAUUUUUUUUUUUCAAUUUAUACAAAAUUAUGAAGAAAUUGUACCUUGCUUACCUUUUUGGUAUUAUAGUUUUAUCUUUGAGUAUAAUUAAUAUUUUAGUUUAAUUAGUACAAAUCAAUAUAUAUAUAUAUAUUUUACACAUACGAUGUAUAAAAAAAAACUUUAUAUUAAUAUGGACGUUGUUCGAUCGUUCGUUUCCACCUGGGAAGAACUUUUAUAUUAUCAUAUCAAAAUUAAUCGUACAAGUGUAAAUGUGGAUAUAAAAAUCGAUAGACAUGGAAGUGUAAAUCGAGGAGUCAAAUUUUCUUAUAUCACAACAAGAAUACAAAUUUUUAUCGACACGAUUUCAUGUGAGUAUUCAAAACCGUUCUAGUAACGAAACCUUUACCACACUGAGAACAUACAUAGGGCCUUUCACCCGUAUGAUAUCUUUUAUGAACGACAAGUGUGGAUCUUUGUGUAAAUGCUUUACCGCAUUGAUCGCAUGAAUAUUUUCUUUCUCCCGUAUGUGUGACAUUGUGAGUCCUUAAAAGAGUUUCACAAGCGAAACACUUGCCGCAAAUUUCACAAGUGUAUGGUUUCUCACCUGUGUGCGAUCUAUUAUGAAUUUCGAGACCUUUUGCUGUUUUUAAUUCCUUGCCACAAAGAGCGCAAAGAUAACGACGUCUCUCGUAAUUCGACGAAUCACCGUGAGCCUUCACUUUGUGCUGUUUCAACACGGAUUUGUAUUUAUAAAUUUUUCCACAAAUUUCACAUUUGUGUUCUGAACUUUGACGAUCCGAUUGCAGAAGAUUGUCAUCCGUUAUCACACUGCUGGGAUCAUAAUGGUACAAACGAUUGUGUUCUUUCAAGCUGAAAGAACGAUAACAAUAAAUUUACAACGCACUUUCUCUUGGAUUUAGAAGAAGUAACAGAUAUGUGUAAAAUAUUUUUUUUUAAAAAAUAAUUCAUCAUUUUUUAUUAAAGAAAUAAAUAUGAUACCUGUAAACGUCA